This is a messenger RNA of Camelina sativa (false flax), 970 nucleotides long. Lineage: Eukaryota; Viridiplantae; Streptophyta; Magnoliopsida; Brassicales; Brassicaceae. The record is from RefSeq and is a predicted model, not a curated record.
UCCCCCUUCCUUGUUUUGAUCAGAGAGAGAGUGAAACGAAUUCGAUCGGUUGAGUGAGUGAGUUACGACGACGAGGAAGGAGAAAGACGAAGAGGGUGAUGGCUUCUUCAGAGACGCCGACGCAAUCAUACAGCGAGAAAUGGUAUUGGGACGAUCGCUACACGAACGAAUCUGAACCGUUCGAUUGGUACCAGAAGUAUCCAUCAUUAGCUCCUCUCAUUAAUCUCUAUGUUCCUCACCGUAAUCAACGAGUCCUCGUCGUUGGCUGUGGAAACUCAGUUUUUUUCUGGAAUAAUGCAGCGUUUAGCGAAGGGAUGGUGGAUGAUGGAUACGAAGAUGUUGUCAGUAUCGAUAUUUCCUCUGUUGUGAUUGAUACUAUGCUUAAGAAAUAUUCUGAUCGUCCUCAGCUCAAAUAUUUGAAGAUGGAUGUGCGUGAUAUGAAGGCAUUUGAAGAUGCUUCUUUUGAUGCUGUUAUUGAUAAGGGAACCUUAGACUCCAUUUUGUGUGGGAGCAAUUCGAGGCAAUACUCAACACAAAUGCUUGAGGAAGUUUGGAGGGUCCUCAAGGAUAAAGGAGUCUAUAUCUUGAUUACAUAUGGAGCUCCAAAUUACCGUCUUCGAUUGCUUGACGAAUCUUGCUCUUGGGCAACCAAACUCCAUGUGAUAGACAAAAGUUUAACCGAUCAACCGUCUGAUACCCCAAAAUGGGAACUGACAAAACCUGUUCCUCUAGAUGCUGAGGGAAGUUCAGUGGAAUCUGCGAUUGGCAAAAGCCCUGAUGUUCAUUACAUCUAUGUCUGUAUUAAGGUGUGUGGAUGAGUCGUUGAAGAUGGAGGCAGACGCACCAUGAAGUCGUGGGAACCUUUUUUUUUUUUUUUCUAAUAUCUUGAGUUCAUGAUUACUCCGUAAUUAGACGACUAAAACUUAAAAUUUUAUUGCCAAUGGUAAAUGUUGGUUUUCUUUACAUCGAA